Podarcis lilfordi (Lilford's wall lizard) is the source of this 4449-nucleotide messenger RNA. The record is from the annotation of a GenBank genome assembly. NCBI's taxonomy places the organism in Eukaryota, Metazoa, Chordata, Lepidosauria, Squamata, Lacertidae.
AUGAAAGGGGCACACAAGAGAGAAAUCCAGGAAACCGAUUUUACAUUUAAGAUACAAGGCAAAGGGGAUGAGGCUUAUCUAAAGAGAUUAGUCAACGAGAUCCAAGCUUUUCUUACCAAGGAUGGGAAAAUAAACAAUUAUUCUGUGAACCUGAAAGGCCAAAGCCAAGCAAACCAGGGGAUGCGUUUUACAUUAACUGUACAAGGCACCGGGGCCGAUGCUUCAGUCAUAAGAUUAGUGCAAAAUAUAAAUGAUUUCCUCAAAAGAGAAGGCAAAUUAACUGACAUUACCUUAAGCAUACAAGGCCAAGGGAUUGGUGCUUCUAUUCACCAAAAAAUUGAAGAGUUCAAUGCUUCCUUGAAAGGAACCAACAAAGGAGAGCAGUGGAUCCCGAUUACAUUGAACAUAGAAGGCCAAGGGAAUGGUGCUGCUCUAAAGGGAUUCGUCAAAAAGAUCAAGGCUUUUCUUGUUAAGGAGGGGCAAAUUACUGAUUAUUCUGUGAACAUGCAAGGCCAAGGCCAAGCAAACCAGGGGAUGCAUUUUACAGUCACCAUACAAGGCAAAGGGACUGAUGCUUCUCUCAAGAGAUUAGUGGAAAACAUCAAUGCCAUCCUUCAAGGAGAAGACAAAAUGACUGACAUUACCAUAAGCAUACAAGGCCAAGGGAUUGGUGCUUCUAUUCACCAAAAAAUUAGAGAGUUCAAUGCUUCCUUGAAAGGAACCAACAAAGGAGAGCAGUGGAUCCCGUUUACAUUGAACAUAGAAGGCCAAGGGAACGAUGCUACUCUAAAGGGAUUCGUCAAAAAGAUCAAGGCUUUUCUUGUUAAGGAGGGGCAAAUUACUGAUUAUUCUAUGAACAUGCAAGGCCAAGGCCAAGCAAACCAGGGGAUGCGUUUUACAGUCACCAUACAAGGCAAAGGGACUGAUGCUUCUCUCAAGAGAUUAGUGGAAAACAUCAAUGCCAUCCUUCAAGGAGAAGACAAAAUGACUGACAUUACCAUAAGCAUACAAGGCCAAGGGAUUGGUGCUUCUAUUCACCAAAAAAUUGGAGAGUUCAAUGCUUCCUUGAAAGGAACCAACAAAGGAGAGCAGCGGAUCCCGUUUACAUUGAGUAUAGAAAGCCAAGGGAACGAUGCUACUCUAAAGGGAUUCGUCGAAAAGAUCAAGGCUUUUCUUGUUAAGGAGGGGCAAAUUACUGAUUAUUCUGUGAACAUGCAAGGCCAAGGCCAAGCAAACCAGGGGAUGCGUUUUACAGUCACCAUACAAGGCAAAGGGACUGAUGCUUCUCUCAAGAGAUUAGUGGAAAACAUCAAUGCCAUCCUUCAAGGAGAAGACAAAAUGACUGACAUUACCAUAAGCAUACAAGGCCAAGGGAUUGGUGCUUCUAUUCACCAAAAAAUUGGAGAGUUCAAUGCUUCCGUGAAAAACAGGCCUAACAAGGAUGGCUCUGCAACUGGAGGAGAAGGCCAGUUUACAUUGAAAAUACAAGCUAUAGGGAAAGAACCUGCUCAAGUGAGUUUAGUUCAAAAGAUAAAUACUAUUCUUGGUCAAGAAAAGCAAAUUACUGAUUAUUCUGUGAACGUGCAAGGCCAAGGCAAAGUGAACCAGCAAUCCAGUUUUGAAGUAACCAUACAAGGCAAAGGGACUGAUGCUUCUCUCAAGAGAUUAGUGGAAAAUAUAAAUACUACCCUUGGAAGAGAAAAUGAAAUAUCUCACAUUAUCCUCAGCAUACAAGGCCAAGGGAUUCAACCUUCCCUCCAUCAGUUAAUCUAUGAUAUCAAUGUUUCCCUGAAAUACAAAAAAAACAACUGUUGUUCACCUCACAAAAAGGUCCAAUGGAUCCAGUUUAUAUUGAACAUAGAAGGCCAAGGGGAUGCAGCUUCUCAAAUGAGAUUAGAGCAAGAGAUCAAGGCUUUUCUUGGCAAGGAACAGCAGUUUACUGAUUAUUCUGUGAACAUGCAAGGCCAAGGCCAAGCAAACCAGGGGAUGCGUUUUACAGUCACCAUACAAGGCAAAGGGACUGAUGCUUCUCUCAAGAGAUUAGUGGAAAACAUCAAUGCCAUCCUUCGAGGAGAAGACAAAAUGACUGACAUUACCAUAAGCAUACAAGGUCAAAGGAUUGGUGCUUCUAUUCAUCAAAAAAUUGGAGAGUUCAAUGCUUCCUUGAAAGGAACCAACAAAGGAGAGCAGUGGAUCCCGUUUACAUUGAGCAUAGAAAGCCAAGGGAACGAUGCUACUCUAAAGGGAUUCGUCAAAAAGAUCAAGGCUUUUCUUGUUAAGGAGGGGCAAAUUACUGAUUAUUCUGUGAACAUGCAAGGCCAAGGCCAAGCAAACCAGGGGAUGCGUUUUACAGUCACCAUACAAGGCAAAGGGACUGAUGCUUCUCUCAAGAGAUUAGUGGAAAAUAUCAAUGCCAUCCUUCAAGGAGAAGACAAAAUGACUGACAUUACCAUAAGCAUGCAAGGCCAAGGGAUUGGUGCUUCUAUUCACCAAAAAAUUGGAGAGUUCAAUGCUUCCUUGAAAGGAACUAACAAAGGAGAGCAGUGGAUCCCGUUUACAUUGAGUAUAGAAAGCCAAGGGAACGAUGCUACUCUAAAGGGAUUCGUCAAAAAGAUCAAGGCUUUUCUUGUUAAGGAGGGGCAAAUUACUGAUUAUUCUGUGAACAUGCAAGGCCAAGGCCAAGCAAACCAGGGGAUGCGUUUUACAGUCACCAUACAAGGCAAAGGGACUGAUGCUUCUCUCAAGAGAUUAGUGGAAAACAUCAAUGCCAUCCUUCAAGGAGAAGACAAAAUGACUGACAUUACCAUAAGCAUACAAGGCCAAGGGAUUGGUGCUUCUAUUCACCAAAAAAUUGGAGAGUUCAAUGCUUCCUUGAAAGGAACCAACAAAGGAGAGCAGCGGAUCCCGUUUACAUUGAGUAUAGAAAGCCAAGGGAACGAUGCUACUCUAAAGGGAUUCGUCAAAAAGAUCAAGGCUUUUCUUGUUAAGGAGGGGCAAAUUACAGAUUAUUCUGUGAACAUGCAAGGCCAAGGAAACCAGGGGAUUCGUUUUACAGUCACCAUACAAGGCAAAGGGACUGAUGCUUCUCUCAAGAGAUUAGUGGAAAACAUCAAUGCCAUCCUUCAAGGAGAAGACAAAAUGACUGACAUUACCAUAAGCAUAGAAGGCCAAGGGAUUGGUGCUUCUAUUCACCAAAAAAUUGGAGAGUUCAAUGCUUCCUUGAAAGGAACCAACAAAGGAGAGCAGUGGAUCCCGUUUACAUUGAGUAUAGAAGGCCAAGGGAACGAUGCUACUCUAAAGGGAUUCGUCAAAAAGAUCAAGGCUUUUCUUGUUAAGGAGGGGCAAAUUACAGAUUAUUCUAUGAACAUGCAAGGCCAAGGCCAAGCAAACCAGGGGAUGCGUUUUACAGUCACCAUACAAGGCAAAGGGACUGAUGCUUCUCUCAAGAGAUUAGUGGAAAACAUCAAUGCCAUCCUUCAAGGAGAAGACAAAAUGACUGACAUUACCAUAAGCAUACAAGGCCAAGGGAUUGGUGCUUCUAUUCACCAAUUCAUCCUAGAGAUCAAUGCUUCCCUGAACAAAAGUCCCAAUCAAAUUGUUGUAUCCACAGUUUUUCCUUUUAUGGUGAGCCUACAAGGCCAAGCAACUGUUCCUACUCUCAACAGGUUACAAGAGGAAUUUAAUAUAUUCCUGAAGAAAGAAGAACAAAUAACUUCUUCUUCUGUGAACUUACAACACCAGGUUAUUGAUGGUUCAGCCAACAAUGGGGAUCAGAAGGCCCUUUUUAUUCUUGUCCUAAAAGUACAAGGAACUGCUGCUUCUCUCAGCAGAUUAGUCCAAGUGGUCAAAGAUUUCCUUAAAGGAGAACAGCAGAUUGUGGCUUCUUCCCUAAGCAUACAAGGCCAACAAAUUGAUAGUUCUCUCAACCGAUUAAUUCAAGAGCUCAACGCUUUCCUGGAGAAACAACAUGAAGCAAAUGAUAUUUCAAACAAGAAUGGGGAUCAGAAGGGCUUUUUUCUUGUGAGCAUUUAUGGCCAUGGGACUGAUGCUUCUGUUACCAAACUAGAGCAGACAAUUAAUGCUUUCCUUAAGAGUGAAAGCCAAAUUAGUGGUAUUUCCCUGAACAUACAAAGCCAAAGAGUUGAUAGCUCACCCAACAAUAAGGGUCAGAUGUUGCUUUUCAUUCUCAGCAUACAAGGUCAAGGAACAUAUGCUGCUCUCAACAAAUUAGUCCAAGAGAUUGAUAAUUUCCUUCAGAGAGAAGACCAAAUAACCAAUAAUUUCCUGAAAAUAGAUCACCAAAGCACUGGUGAAUUAUCCAUGGUGGAAUGCAUUGAUGAUAUCCAAAGAAAAUGCUGGGAUCGCAUGGGUUCUUGUUACAGUAAUCCAUGUAGCGGGAAAUUGAAAGAAAAUGGAUCAUGUGGUCCAGGAUUCUACUGCUGCAAAUAA